Daucus carota subsp. sativus is the source of this 2102-nucleotide messenger RNA. RefSeq names its product conserved oligomeric Golgi complex subunit 8. The transcript is spliced from 12 exons. Lineage: Eukaryota; Viridiplantae; Streptophyta; Magnoliopsida; Apiales; Apiaceae. Gene Ontology annotation, biological process: intra-Golgi vesicle-mediated transport. The record is from RefSeq and is a predicted model, not a curated record. Bases 106 to 1866 code for a protein of 586 amino acids. Gene Ontology annotation, cellular component: COG complex.
AAAUAAUGCUUUUCGGCUUAGCGGUGCCAUAGCAUUUGGAAAACAAGCAGAGUCUUGGAAUAGUUGGAAGUUGAAUGGAGAUCUGAACACUGAAUUGAAUUGAGAAUGGCAGAUUCCCAACACUCGGCCAGAUCUUCGACGGUAACAGUUAAUGACGGAGAUGAUGAAGUUUCCGGUGGCUUUCUCCCUCUCGCCUCCGGUCCUCAGCAACCUUAUGUCUCCGAACUCCUCUCUUUCACUCUCGAUCGCCUCCACAAGGAGCCGGAGCUUUUACGAGUAGAUGCCGAGAGAAUUGAGAAGCAGAUGCAGGAGGUAGCUGUUAGUAAUUACCGCGCUUUUAUUUCUGCUGCCGAUGCAUUGCUUGCUGUUCGUCAAGAAGUUUCUUCCAUUGACAAACAUCUCACUUCUAUGAUUGCCGAGAUCCCCAAGCUAACAUCAGGCUGCACAGAGUUCAUCGACUCGGCAGAACAGAUUUUAGAGAAGCGGAAGUUGAACCAAACUUUGCUAUCUAAUCAUAGUACUUUGCUUGACUUGCUUGAAAUUCCUCAGCUUAUGGACACGUGUGUGAGAAACGGAAACUAUGAUGAAGCUCUUGAUCUUGAGACUUUUGUUGGCAAGCUUUCAACAAUGCACCCAAAGUUGCCUGUUAUUCAAGCACUUGCUGCAGAAGUUAAGCACACCACCCAAUCUCUACUUACACAGCUUCUCCAGAAACUCAGAUCAAACAUUCAGUUGCCAGAAUGUCUCCGCAUAAUUGGAUAUUUACGUCGAAUAGGAGUAUACAGUGAAUACGAAAUGCGCUUACAGUUUUUAAGAUGCAGAGAAGCAUGGUUAACUGGAAUUCUCGAUGACUUGGACCAGAGGAAUGCAUAUGAGUACUUAAAAGGGAUGGUCAAUUGUCACAGAAUGCAUCUUUUUGAUGUUGUAAACCAAUAUCGAGCAAUAUUCGCUGAUGAUACAUCGGGAAGUGAGGAGAACCAUGAUGGCGGCCUUCUUUUUAGCUGGGCCACCCAUCAAAUUACCUCUCACCUUAAAAUGCUCAAGGUUAUGCUUCCCAAAAUAGCAGAAGGCGGGUCAUUGUCAAAUAUCCUGGACCAGUGCAUGUAUUGUGCCAUGGGUCUUGGAUGGGUUGGACUAGACUUCCGUGGCUUGCUUCCACCACUUUUCGAAGAAGCAGUCCUCAACUUAUUUUCAAAGAACAUGGGUACAGCUGUGGAGAAUUUUCAGUUAGUUUUAGACUCUCAUCGCUGGGUACCGCUCCCAGCAGUUGGUUUCUCAGCCAAUAGCUUUGGUGAUGAAAACCAGGAAGACGUUACUCCUCCUCCAAAUCUAAUGGAUCAUCCACCUCUUGCUGUAUUUGUAAAUGGUGUAUCAGCAGCAAUGAACGAAUUACGUCCGUGUGCCCCAAUACGUUUGAAGUAUAUAAUUGCGCAAGAAUUGAUUAAGGGACUGCGUGCCGUUUCAGAUUCUUUGCUCAGGUACAAUACUACUAGGAUGCUGAGGGAGAAUGAGUCUGUGCUUUUCCUUUCUCUUUGCCGCUCAUUCACUGAGGUUGCUUUUCCACAUUGCGCUACAUGCUUUGGUCGUUGUUAUGUAGGUGGAGCUUCUCUUAUCACAGAUUCCAAGGGUUUAUUUGAUGGAAUUAACCGUCUUGUAGCAGCAUCAAUCUCUAGAGACUUGCCUAAACCGGUCAAUAACUCAGAGAAUAAGAACACAACAGAAAAUGGGGAAGCACCACCAGCUGAAAAUGGGGUUAUAGAUAAUGGAGGACAAACAGAAAGCCUCGGUGCAGUUGAAAAGGAGGAGCAUGACACCAGUCCACAAACUGAGGAGAAACCUGUCAAUGAUGAUGCUACAAGAGCUUAAGUUGUACAAACCCGUGUAACUUAAAAAGAAUCCUUGAAUGUUGAUCAAUGUUAUGUCGAGAGGUAUGUAAAUGUAUUCAUAAUUCAUCGGAAGUAUAAAGAAUUUUGUCAAGGGACAGGAGGGAUUUGGAAUUUUCCAGUCAAAAGUCUGAAAUAGUGGAUUAUACAGUGUAAUCAACAAUCUUGAUGUAUCGGUGUAUGAGUUUAUCAAUGAAAAGAAACAAUCAAUUUGUUAAA